Molecule: messenger RNA, 2280 nt
Organism: Fusarium tjaetaba
Lineage: Eukaryota; Fungi; Ascomycota; Sordariomycetes; Hypocreales; Nectriaceae
Product: alcohol dehydrogenase
Exons: 4
Coding region: 1-2280 (759 amino acids)
Biological process (GO): regulation of DNA-templated transcription
Molecular function (GO): zinc ion binding; oxidoreductase activity; DNA-binding transcription factor activity, RNA polymerase II-specific
Source: RefSeq, a predicted model, not a curated record
AUGGAACCAGCGAUGAGCCGGACAGGAUUGACUCGAUACGAGGUGAAAGCCUGCAAGGCCUGUCAAUUGUCCAAGAGAAAGUGCACCAAGCAGCAGCCCAAAUGCCGCCGUUGUGACCUUCGCGGCUUGGACUGUCUCUAUGAGCCUCUACCCAACACCUUUGUCUACCAAGCUACACAGAACUGCGGGGCACAAGCUUCUUCAUCGGCAGCCUUGCAAGAGCCACAGUUGUUGCAAUCAAGCCAAGAUGACAGUUGGUCUGAGCUGGUAGACUUACGAGUGGACAGUCAUAUAGACUAUCAUAACACUCCGGGUGCUAUCUCUUUAGAAGACCUAAAAGUGGCUUGGUUCCUCGAUCCGGAAUCUUGGAGGGCAGUCCCGAUUGAAGAGUCAAAUAGGGCGCAUCUCACGACGGACAUGAUCCGGGGGCUUCUAUACCAAACAAGAGACUGGCUGGGCGAUUGGACAAGAAGCGGAAGUAAUGUAUUUGUGCAUCAUGAGCUUUACAGAAGUAGUCUCCCUGGCUGCAUCAGCGAUGCUUUCACAGCACUGUCUUCAUAUUUGUCAAGGACACCGGAGACCAGUGAGAUGGUGCUCCGGAUUGCGGAGCAGAAGGCAGAGAGGUUAUUGGUGUCUGAGAGCGACAGAAACACGCCUGGAGACAUUCUGAAUAGCCUGAGCCGUGUACAAGCACUCCUGGUUUAUUGCACGAUUCGACUACUGGACGGUGAUCUGCGCCAACGUCACAAGGCGGAGCAGCAUCUCCAGACCUUGCAUGAUUGGACGAAAGAGAUGAUGAAUGAUGCUCUCGAGGCGACUAAUAAUGGAGAUAUGAUUAUCAAGAACCAUCUCACGAACGUGAGCCCUCAAUAUUUCACAUUGCCGAUGCUUUUGGGGCAGUUCUCCCCUGAGCAACUACUAUGGCAUUCAUGGGUACUGUCAGAGUCUGUUCGAAGGACAUGGUGUGUAUCCAUGGGCCUUCAAUCAGGCUAUGAGCUGCUAAAGACUGAAUCUGGGCCCUGUUAUGGGACUUUGCCCAUCACCACGAGAAAGGGGCUUUGGGAAGCGAGGAAUGAUCAUGACAAGGUUAUGAUGGAGAUGGAAGCUGGAGAUAUUGACGACUUUGCGUUAUGUAUGAUGGAACUCGAUAUUGGCCCCGACAGGAUGGCAAGAUGGAGAUCUGAACGCUCAGGACCCUCAGAACAACCCAUCAUGGCAAGGCAGUGGAUUCUUGACGACCAGCAGGGCUUCGAGAAGUCGCUCAAGUAUGAGACCAACGUGCCCAUCCCGUCUCAAGAUGAGUUAGGCCCACAUGAUGUUCUAGUCAAAGUCCAUGCAGCCAGUCUCAACUACCGGGACCUCGUCAUUGCUGCAUCAGCUCAAUUUGGUCCCAUCACCCCACCAAUGGUCCCGUUAUGUGACGGGUCAGGCUCAGUUGAAGCUAUUGGCUCUUCUGUAAAAGACUACAAACUUGGAGAUCGAGUCAUCACUUUCCCUGCACCAGACGUGGUAGUGGAGAGAGGCAGCGAUGCUGAUGUCAACAUGUCAGAUGUACCGGCCAUGCUCGGCUUGGGGACCAAAGGAACGCUUCGUACCCAUGGGGUAUUCUCGGAAGGCGCUCUGGUUCAUGCGCCAGAGUCUCUCGAUUGGCUUGAAGCUGCCACUCUCCCCGUCACCUGGAUCACAGCUUGGAACGCUCUCUCGGAACUCGGCAAAGACCAAAUUGGACCACACACCUGGAUCCUGGUUCAGGGAACUGGAGGUGUCAGUGUAGCAACCCUGCAACUCGCAUCGUCCUUUGGGCUCUCCGUCGUGGCGACUACGUCAUCUCAAGAGAAGGCAGAUAGGUUGAAAAGGCUCGGUGCAACUCAUGUUAUCAACUAUCGCGAGAAUGCUACUGGCUGGGGCAAAGAGGCGCGAUCUUUGACUCCCAAUGGAGUAGGUUUCGAUAUGGUCGUGGAUAUCGGCGGUAACGAGACACUCAAGCAGUCACUCGAAGCAGUUCGUCCUUAUGGGUCUAUCCAAGUCGUUGGUGCUGUUGCGCAAGACACCGAGCCCGUGCCCAUGAUGGGGGCUCUUAUGUUCACGUGCACUAUUCGUGGGUUCCUUAUGGGCAGCCAGAAUCAGUACAAGGAUCUUGUACGAUACAUUGAUGAGAAGAAGCUCAAACCUGCAUAUGAUGACACAGUCUUUGAGCUGGCAGAUGCCAAGGAGGCUUACAGGAAGCUGAAGGAGCAGAAGCACUUCGCCAAGGUUGUUAUCCGCAUCGACCAUGACUAG